CCCUGUCUUUACGCACACCUUUGCUGAAGCGCUGGAAUUCUGGACUAGCUGAUUUUGGAUCCUACAGGAAUUAAUAGCGACAAUGCUUUACACACAUGUGUUGAUAUAUUAUAAAACUCAAAUGUCCUCGACCUGAUUUAAUAUUGGAAUUUAUUUUAUGGUGGGUAACUUAACUCCCAUGUCACAACAAGGUCCGGAAUCAAACCGCGACAAGGACGACAUCUAAGGACGGUAUACGUUGACAAAGACCGUUUGACUUUCACAGUAUGUCAAAAGCGACUGAUCAGUUCGACAGCUCGGACUGUGUUUGCUCUUUCGGAAUGAAGCUGACUUGGGACAUCAACGACCCCAAGCUUCCCCAGGACAUGAAGCAGUUUGAUGCCUUCCAAGAAUGGACGGACGGCUACGUUCGUUACAUCUACAGUGCCGAUGACAAGAACGCGCAGCGGCACCUGAGUGGCUGGGCGAUGCGGAACACCAACAACCACAACUGCCAGAUUCUCAAGAAGUCCUGCCUAGGCGUCGUGGUAUGCGCCAGAAACUGUACGCUUAGCGACGGCAGUAAACUACAACUGAGGCCUGCUAUUUGCGACAAAGCACGACAAAAGCAGCAAAAGAAGCUGUGUCCCAGCUGCAACUCGGCUCUGGAGCUGGUGCCCUGCCGCGGCCACAGUGGAUACCCCGUCACCAACUUCUGGAGGGUGGACAACAAAGCCAUAUUCUUCCAGGCCAAAGGAGUGCAUGAUCACCCACGGCCGGAGAGCAAGUCGGAAACGGAGGCGCGCAGGAGUGCCGUGAAGAGGAGAAUGUCGUCGCCACACUUCUCACAGAAACGCCGACCCAUGGAAUCCGAGGCCCGCUACCACGACCCGUUUGGCCAGCUGCACCACCAGUUGCCCUGCGUGGACGGUCUGGACCGCACCUUCAACCUGCUGGAGCCCAACCUGCCCUUACCGGCACAGCACUACCCUCCCUUCCAGAGCCCCACCGAGCCCUACAAGUUUGCCUACGACUCCAUGGGCGAGACCCCCAGCUCUCUCCAGAAGGCUGCCGCCGCCAACCCCCGGCUCUACAUGGCGCGGCCCCACUACGAGUUCCCCAUGCCCAGCUACCUGCCCACGCCCGGGCCCUACACCACCCUCUACAAGGAUACCGCUGCCAGCCCGCCCUCAGAGACAGAGGCCGGCAAAGCGGGCAGCGCUGGCGGUGGUGGUGGUGGGGGUCUGAGCGGGUCGGGUCACGGCGCCAGCACUCUGGUGGGCGGUCACGGUCACGAGCGGGUGGGGUACGACACGGGUGCCAAGCUGGGAGGGUGGAAGCAGAUUCUGGGUAAGGGUGGGUACGGGGAUAGGGGCGAGUACGGGCAGUUGCCAGCCAAUGCCAACCACCAUGCCGCCGCCGCCUACUAUAACAGCGACUACCCGUGCCGCUACACGGGACCCACGCCCAGCACGCCCGCAGCCCUGCAGACCAUCAUCACCACCACCACCAAGGUGUCCUACCAGCCCUGCCCCAAGCCCUCUGUGGUCAAGUACGGGGAGAACCACCUGUACGACGUCAAGGCCAUCCCCAACUGCAACGUGCUGCUGGAGGACGCGGCGGCGGCGGCCCCUUACACCGAUCUGAAGAUUGCGGCGGCGGAGGACUCGGGCGUCAUCAAGUCGGCCCUCAGCUACCAAGACACGCUGCCCGCCAAGAUCGAGAGGACGGAGAACUUGGACUCGUUCCGCAGCUACGGAAGCUACUCCGCCAACAACUACCCCGAGAGGGUGAGUCACGCAUUCCGCUACGACGGAGGGGAGUACUGACUGAGGACGAGAGAGAGAGAAAGAACGAUGGACGAAUGGGAGGUUGAGUGGGAUACGACGGAAGGAAAUGCUGUAUGAGUCAGAGGCCAAAAAUGAUGGACUGAUGGUUGGAUGGACGGAGCAUAAAGGCACAGAUGGAAGAAAGGACUAAAAAUGAAAGAGCGAUAAGAGCGAGAGGAUGAGAAUGUGAAUGAAAGAGAGACAUGUAAUAACAGAGACUGAUGAAGUAGCUGAAACCACAAGCCAAAGAACACUAUGACAUGGGACAGCUUUGGCUGCCCAUACGUACACAGGUCUGUAAAUAUUUUUUUGUUAUUUAUGAACAGUGUUGCAGUAAUAUAGUUGGGAUGCGUCUAGCUUUAAAUAAAAACAUGUCUAGAUUGUAUUGUUUAAAAAAAACAAAAAAGCAUUAUUAUAAAUUCAGGUGUUCAAUACAUUUCUCUAAUUUGGAAGUUAAGCUUCUUGAAAUCCAAAGCAGCUCUUGUGUCAUGUACAGUAUGUUGGUACAGGAAGACUCUAUGAACAAAUAUUUCAAGCUUUAAG
Messenger RNA from Engraulis encrasicolus (European anchovy), 2351 nucleotides. It is a transcript of the gene gcm2, whose product is annotated as glial cells missing transcription factor 2. Gene Ontology annotation, cellular component: nucleus. Gene Ontology annotation, molecular function: RNA polymerase II cis-regulatory region sequence-specific DNA binding; DNA-binding transcription activator activity, RNA polymerase II-specific. Lineage: Eukaryota; Metazoa; Chordata; Actinopteri; Clupeiformes; Engraulidae. The record is from RefSeq and is a predicted model, not a curated record. Bases 267 to 1808 code for a protein of 513 amino acids. The transcript has 5 exons. Gene Ontology annotation, biological process: regulation of transcription by RNA polymerase II; gliogenesis.